UUCAAAAGUGAUAAAAACAAGUACACCCAAAAUACCGCUGAAAACGUAAAUAAACGUUCAUAAAAGAGUCCUCCGGUGUGGUAACCUAGCAACAACUUAGCAAGUUACCAAGGAGACACGGUGAAGACUGACCCCACCGGCUACUAAAUGAGAGGCGGAGGGGAAGUCCCUCCUGACCGUGGUAUGAAAUACAAGAGUUUGGGAUUCGAACCAUCGUCUGCCUUUUUUCUGCAACUGCAACUCAGCCCCGGAUAUAGCAGCAGAUUGAUGGAGAAGAAUGGCCCGCAUCUCUCUGGCCUGCACCACCUCGUCUCCAGGGAUUCCCCUCAGCGUGCUGUCGGUGCCCAUGGAAAAUAAAUACAAAUGUCAGCAGUGUCACCUGGUGCUGAGGAAGCCCGUCCAGGCUCAGUGCGGCCACCGCUUCUGCGUGCACUGCUUCAAGGAGCUCACCAGCUCCGGCCCGAAGCCUUGUGAAGCCUGCAGACAGGAGGAGAUAUACGAGGAGCCUAUUUCCAUUCUGAACAGUGACGAGGCGUUCCCAGACAAUGCUGCAGGUCGAGAAAUCGCCAGUCUGCCGGCCAGGUGCUUCAACCAGGGCUGCACCUGGACGGGGUCCAUCAAGGAGUACGAGUCCCAGCACGAAGGCCAGUGCGAGUUCGACCGGGUCCAGUGCGACGCCUGCAAGCAGUCCGUCCUCCGCUCGGACCGCGACCGCCACAACGAGCGCGAGUGCGAGGCCCGGAGCCUCAACUGCAAGUACUGCAAGAUGACCUUCAACUACAAAGACAUCAAGGCCCACGACGAGAUCUGCGUGAAGUUCCCCCUGCAAUGCAAAGACUGCGGCAAGAAGAAGAUCCCCAGAGAAAAGUUCAGCGAACACACCAAGUCGUGCGCCAAGUCCCGGAGCGCCUGUCCCUUCAGCGAACUGGGCUGCAAGGCCAUGAUCGAGAACGGCAAGCUGAGCGACCACGAGCACGGCAGCACCGUGGAGCACCUGCGCCUGCUGCUGCUGACCGUGAGCCGGGCGCGCACGGAGCCCAGCGGCGCCGGCGAGUGGCAGGAGGACUCCGGCCUGGGCCUGUACCGGGCUCCUGAGGAGGGAGCCUCCAUGGGAACCGGCGCCGCCGCCGCUGCCGCCACCGCCACGCAGUCCCUGGAUCUAGAGAAGAAAGUCAGCGCCCUGGAAAACAUCGUGUGCGUCCUGAACCGGGAGGUGGAGCGCAGCUCGCUGACGAUGGAGGCGUUCUCCCACCAGCACCGCCUGGACCAGGAGAAGAUCGAGAACCUGUCCAACAAGGUGCGGCAGCUGGAGCGCACGCUCACCAUGAGGGACCUGCAGCUGUCCGAGACCGAGCAGCUGGUGCGCGAGCUGCAGCUCUGCACCUACGACGGCAUCUUCGUCUGGAAGAUCGCCGACUUCUCCCGGCGCCGGCAGAACGCCGUGGUCGGCCAGGCGCCGGCCAUGUUCUCACCAGCCUUCUACUCCAGCAAGUACGGCUACAAGAUGUGCCUGCGUCUGUACCUGAACGGCGACGGCACGGGCCGCGGGACGCACCUGUCGCUCUUCUUCGUCGUCAUGAAGGGGAAGUGCGACGCGCUGCUCAAGUGGCCUUUCAGUCAGAAGGUGACCCUGAUGCUCCUGGACCAGAACAACCGGGAGCACAUCAUCGACGCCUUCCGGCCCGACGUCACCUCCACCUCCUUCCAGAAGCCCAUCAGCGAGAUGAACAUCGCCAGCGGCUGCCCGCUCUUCUGCCCGCUGGCCAAGCUGGCCGGCAAGAGCCCCUACCUGAGGGACGACACCAUCUUCAUCAAAGCCAUCGUCGACCUGACGGGCUUGUGAGGUGCGCUGUGGAAGCGGCACCGACGAACACUCAGAAUAACCAGAGGAGGAGGAGGAUUCAGCUAAACAUGGUGAAGAUAGAGCGCUUAUUAUGAAUAAUAAUUAUAUCUGGAGGCUAAAGGAGCAGACUUGGGAUCAGGUCUCUUCAGAAACAGAAAUCAGUAAAUCAUAAAUAUAUAGCCUUAUAAUAACACAUAAAUAUAAGUAAUAUAUUAUAUACAUGCAUUAUGAAGAACAGCUGUUCACUCAGCUGUCAUCCUUAUAUGACUCAUAUAUCAAAUAUAUUUCCAUACAUAUCUCUUUAAUAUUCAGGUGAAUGAUACUAAUCAGAUACUGUGUGGAUUCAAUCUAUUAUUUUAAAACAACAGCGUCUUUGAUUACUGAUCUGUAUUAAAAGCAAGUCCUCUGCAUGUUAUUCAAAGCCUUUUAUAAUCUAACAUACACUUGAAGCAUAAAUAUAUUUCCAGGGUGACUUUUCUUCAUGUAGGUCAUUGAAGGUGCAGGGUGGCGGGUGGAGCAGUGCCGCUGGUGAGCAGUAGGUGUCAGUGUUGAGUUCAGACCUGUUAUAUUUCACUUGGUGGGUUCAGAGUUUUCGCAGCCCGCCUGUUAGCGUGCUAAUUCAGUAGCCACAGCGAUGGCACAACUUUUAUUUCACUACUUCAAAUACGUUAGAUUUAAAGAACAUCUGAACAUGUUUUUGUAGAGUCGAAGCUGAAAAACUAUUUAACAUCUAUGCCUUAUUCCCUCUUUAUUCCAUGUAAAAUAUCACAGAAUAAAAACUAAAAUAAGACAGAAAACUGUGUCCUAAAUAUUGUUCAGAUCAGGGGAGUUAAAAUGUAAACUUUUAAAGUUUUAGUUCCUGGAGACGGAGCGUGAAAUUGAGGUUUCAGGUUCCAGACUUCAUGAUUUCUGGAAACGGGGCGUGGAAGCGGCGACAGAUCCCGACCUGCCGGACGCCGCAGAUCCUGUUCCGCUGGGCGUCGUGCCCCACGUCGUUCCAGGAAAGACAGCCGUCACUUGUCAACGGCCCAACCGAAAUGUCAGCGGGUGGAAAUGUGCAGUUAGUCAGUAUACACCGCCUUGUGGUCCAGAGUGGUACUGCAAGACGAAAACAAUAAAAAAAAUUAUCUGAAAUAACAGAAGCGAGGUUUAGAUCAUUUAGUAUUGCAUAUUGUAACUUUUUUUUUAACUGUUUCUUUGAUUUUAAAUAGCAGUUGAAGUUGUAAGAAAGUGAAAUUGCAUAAAGGAGAAUGUUUUUUACACCUAUGUUCCACUUGAAAAUGGUGAAAAUAAGCUUUUCUGUGUGCAGGAAAGUCCCACUGCAGCCAUCUGAUAUGAACCACGGCGUGACACCGU
Messenger RNA from Salarias fasciatus (jewelled blenny), 3199 nucleotides. RefSeq names its product Tnf receptor-associated factor 2b (gene traf2b). Gene Ontology annotation, biological process: signal transduction; positive regulation of canonical NF-kappaB signal transduction; regulation of apoptotic process. The record is from RefSeq and is a predicted model, not a curated record. The transcript is spliced from 12 exons. Lineage: Eukaryota; Metazoa; Chordata; Actinopteri; Blenniiformes; Blenniidae. Bases 278 to 1843 code for a protein of 521 amino acids. Gene Ontology annotation, cellular component: cytoplasmic side of plasma membrane; plasma membrane signaling receptor complex. Gene Ontology annotation, molecular function: zinc ion binding; ubiquitin-protein transferase activity; tumor necrosis factor receptor binding.